Messenger RNA from Sitophilus oryzae (rice weevil), 1022 nucleotides. RefSeq names its product cathepsin B-like. Gene Ontology annotation, cellular component: lysosome. Gene Ontology annotation, biological process: regulation of catalytic activity. The record is from RefSeq and is a predicted model, not a curated record. Lineage: Eukaryota; Metazoa; Arthropoda; Insecta; Coleoptera; Curculionidae. Gene Ontology annotation, molecular function: cysteine-type endopeptidase activity. The coding region runs from base 21 to 1022 and encodes 333 amino acids. The transcript has 5 exons.
CUCUUAAAAUUUCUACAGUCAUGUGGAAAUACUUAAUUCUUUUACAACUUUUAUCGGCAAAUGCAUACAUAAAUAAUUAUGAUCCACUCUCAGAGCAAUACAUAAAUAAUAUAAAUGAGAAGCAAUAUACGUGGAAAGCCGGGAAGAAUUUUGAUAAAUCUGAAUGGUCCAGGUUAAGAAAAAUAGCUUCUGGAACAUGGCGGGCAUCUACAGACUUUUCCAGAUCAUUUUAUCAACCAGGUAAAGCAAUUAACACUGAAGUAAUUCCAGAACAUUUUGAUGCAAGACUGGCUUGGCCCAAUUGCAAGUCCAUAAAGCAAAUCAGCGACCAGUCUCAUUGUGGCUCGUGCUGGGCUUCUAGUGCUGCUGCUACAAUGUCAGACAGAAUCUGCAUUAAGUCCAAUCAAAAUCUUCAAGUAUUUGUAUCAGCAGAAGAUUUGACAGCUUGUUGCUGGCAAUGUGGAAACGGUUGCCUAGGUGGAGAAAUUCCAAGGGCUUGGGUAUAUUGGCAGAAAUUUGGUAUUGUUACAGGAGGGUUAUACAAUUCUUCACAAGGUUGUAAAGACUAUACACUUCCACCCUGCGAGCACCAUGUGAAUAUGUUAAGUAGACCACAUUGCGAAAAUUUGACCCUUGAUACGCCAAAAUGCGUUCGAAAAUGUCAAGAUGCUUCAUUGAAGUAUGAACACUCUCUGACUUUUGGACAAGAUGUUUACCAGUUUUUGAAAGAAGAAGAAAUUCAAAUGGAAAUUAUGGAGAAUGGGCCAGUUGAGGGUGCUAUAGAUAUAUUUGAUGAUUUUUUUAGUUACAAAAAUGGUGUUUACAUAAGGACUAGCGAUCAUCUCAUUGGAGGACACGCAGUAAAGAUCUUAGGAUGGGGUGUUGAAAAUGGAGUACCGUAUUGGUUGUGCGCUAAUACCUGGAAUACAGAUUGGGGAGAUGGAGGAUAUUUUAAAAUAUUGCGAGGAUCAAAUCACUGUGGAGUGGAGAGCCAGAUUUUUGCGUCCCUGCCAAAAUUUUGA